AUGAAAUUUGAAAAUAUUAUUUAUUUUUUAAGUUUAUUGUUAUUAAUCGGAUCGACAAUAUUGGUUGUUGAGUCAGUUUAUUAUGUAGAGAUGACACCAUAUGAAGAUGAUGCAUGUACAGUUUCAAAAGGUGAAAGUGGAGUUGGUUAUGCAUUUGUUGUUGGUGAAUGUUUUGCUGUUGGUAGUUUUGCGCCAAUAAUUAAUAAUUAUGUGAUUUCACUUAGCGGUGUUGGUAAUAAUACAGCAACAUUUCAUCAAUAUCAAAAUUCAGAUUCAACAUGUUCACAAGCUAAUCCAGUAAAUGAUGUUACUUAUCAAUCAGGAAGUUGUUAUAAUGCACCAAAUUACGCUGACAAUAAUAUGUAUCCAAAUAUAUAUAAUUAUGUUUUAGUUUCAAUUGUAGAAAAUCCAACAAGCAUGCCACAGUAUGCUUUUAAAUUCACACAAUAUAGUGAUUCCAAUUGUGCUACCAAUCCCCAAUGGUACUUUUUCUAUACAAAUGGUACAACAUUCCAUUAUGGUAAUAAUGAUUUCAGUAAAUUUUAUUGUGAUGAAGGUGAACGUAAUAUUGUGAAGGUUCAUCAAGUAAUUGCACAUCUACAGAUAUAUACAGACCAUGUAGUCGUAAUGCAUGGGCAUGGAAAGAACCCAUUUACUAUUUAG
Molecule: messenger RNA, 663 nt
Organism: Dictyostelium discoideum AX4
Lineage: Eukaryota; Evosea; Eumycetozoa; Dictyosteliales; Dictyosteliaceae
Exons: 2
Coding region: 1-663 (220 amino acids)
Source: RefSeq, a predicted model, not a curated record